This is a messenger RNA of Scedosporium apiospermum, 1236 nucleotides long. RefSeq names its product Pyruvate dehydrogenase (acetyl-transferring). Gene Ontology annotation, molecular function: pyruvate dehydrogenase (acetyl-transferring) activity. The record is from RefSeq and is a predicted model, not a curated record. NCBI's taxonomy places the organism in Eukaryota, Fungi, Ascomycota, Sordariomycetes, Microascales, Microascaceae. Gene Ontology annotation, cellular component: intracellular membrane-bounded organelle. Bases 1 to 1236 code for a protein of 411 amino acids. Gene Ontology annotation, biological process: pyruvate decarboxylation to acetyl-CoA. The transcript has 4 exons.
AUGUUUUCCAGAGCUCUAAGGACGAGGGCUGUGCCCUCUUGCCUCCGUUCCCGCGGUCCCACUACGUUUGCGGCGACGUCGCGGACGGUGACGACGGAUGCAGCUCAAUCUAGCCUGGAGCAGCCUCUCCCCAAGUCCGACGAUGAGCCUUUUAACAUCCGCCUCAGCGACGAGUCCUUCGAGACCUACGAGCUCGAUCCCCCGCGCUACAGCCUCGAGGUGACCAAGAAGGGACUUAAGCAGAUGUACAGCGACAUGGUUGUCAUCAGGCAGAUGGAAAUGGCCUCGGAUAGGCUAUACAAGGAGAAGAAGAUUCGGGGUUUCUGCCACUUGUCCACUGGCCAGGAGGCCGUGGCCGUCGGUAUCGAGAAUGCCAUCACCAAAGAGGACUCCGUGAUUACCGCCUACCGUUGCCACGGUUUCGCCUACAUGCGAGGCGCGACCGUUAGCUCCGUCCUCGGCGAGCUUCUCGGCCGCCGACAGGGUAUCGCCUACGGAAAGGGUGGCUCCAUGCACAUGUUCACCAAGGGCUUCUACGGCGGAAACGGUAUCGUCGGAGCUCAGGUUCCCAUUGGUGCCGGUCUUGCGUUUGCGCACAAGUACAACGAUGACGGCAAGGCCACCAUCAUUCUCUACGGUGAUGGUGCUAGCAACCAGGGUCAGGUGUUUGAGGCUUUCAACAUGGCCAAGCUCUGGAAGCUCCCUGCCCUCUUUGGCUGCGAGAACAACAAAUACGGUAUGGGUACGUCGGCCGCCCGCUCGUCGGCGCUCACCGAUUAUUACAAGCGUGGCCAGUACAUCCCCGGUCUCAAGGUUAACGGAAUGGACGUCCUCGCCGUGAAGGCCGCCGUCCAGUACGGAAAGGAGUGGACCGCGGCCGGAAACGGACCCCUGGUUCUCGAGUACGUCACAUACCGAUACGGUGGCCACAGUAUGUCCGAUCCCGGCACCACCUACCGAACCCGCGAGGAGAUUCAGCGCAUGCGAUCCACCAACGAUCCCAUCGCCGGAUUGAAGCACAAGCUUCUCGACUGGGGCGUCCUCAGCGAGGAAGAGCUUAAGAACAUCGACAAGGAGGCUAGGGCCCACGUUAACGCCGAGGUUGCUAUCGCCGAGUCGAUGGCUCCUCCUGAGGCUAUUUCUCAGAUCCUCUUUGAGGACAUCUAUGUCAAGGGUACUGAGCCUCCGUUCAUCCGUGGCCGUACUGCGGAGGAGCUUCACUACUUUGACAACUAA